Penicillium taxi is the source of this 441-nucleotide messenger RNA. RefSeq names its product nuclear telomere cap complex subunit Ten1. The transcript is spliced from 2 exons. Bases 1 to 441 code for a protein of 146 amino acids. The record is from RefSeq and is a predicted model, not a curated record. Lineage: Eukaryota; Fungi; Ascomycota; Eurotiomycetes; Eurotiales; Aspergillaceae. Gene Ontology annotation, biological process: telomere capping. Gene Ontology annotation, cellular component: CST complex. Gene Ontology annotation, molecular function: single-stranded telomeric DNA binding.
AUGAAUGGGCCGCGUCCCUCUACCUUUGCGUUUCUCUGUGAUCUACCAUACCUACCGGCAGAUUCUAAAAUUCGGGUUCUCGGGUGUGUCCGGCAAUAUAAUGUCAUAGAGGGCCAGCUCAUUUUAGAGCACAACUAUCCACGCAAAAGGCCAGAGCCAAGCAUCGUUGCUGUAGAAAUUCAUGCUGUUAUCGAGGAUAUCACCGCGGAAGAGCUGAGUGUGGGCUCGUGGCUGAAUGUUUUGGGUUACGUCCGCGACUCUAUAACGUCCACAGCGUCCUUUUCUUCCAGUCAACAGACUGUCAAUUCUAUAUCUGCCAGAGUGCCUCCUCGUCCGGUAUACCUUGAAGCUGUCAUGGUUUUUCCUGCUGGUGCCAUUCAGCUAGGAGAGUAUGAGCGCAUUAUUCGAAAUGCUCAAGACAUCGAGCGCCGACUUAGAUGA